GUCAGACGGUAAGGUAUGACCUUAACAGGAAUAUGAAGAGCUGCUUUAGUUUGCUCUCUCUGUCCUUCUUGAUUGUGAUUGGUGUGUUUGGUGUUGAUACAGAUAAAGUGAAGUCAGUGUCAGUGAUUGAGGGAGAUUCUGUCACUUUACACACUGAUGCAACUGAAAUACUGAGAGAGAAUUUGAUCAUGUGGACAUUUGGACCUGAUGGUAUUGCAAUAGGUAAAAUCAACCGUGAGGCAAGAAAAAGCUACACAUAUGAUGGUGCUGAUGAGGAAUUCAGAGGCAGACUGCUACUGAAUUUUCAGACUGGAGAUCUCACCAUCGAAAACAUUAGAACUGAACAUGGUGGACUUUAUAAACUAACCAACUCCAGCACACAGACCCCACUGAAGAUAUUUAAAGUUACUGUCUAUGCUCGUCUGCCCAUUCCUGUCAUCACUACGGACUCUUCACUGAACUCUUCAUCAUCUGAAAGUUCAUCUAAAUGUGUGUUGGUGUGUUCAGUGGUGAAUGUGACACAGGUGACUCUCUCCUGGUACAAAGGAAACAGUUUAUUUUCCUCCAUCAGUGUGUCUGAUCUCAACAGCAGUCUCUCUCUACAUCUGGAGUGUCUCAAUGAUUCUUACAGCUGUGUGGUGAACAAUUCAUUCAGCAACCAGACUCAACAUCUCAACAUUACUGAAGUCUGUCAGCCGUGUUCAGAGCACGCCCAUUACCACUGUUGCAGUUUCACCGAAGCUGUGAUCCGAUUGUUCCUCUCUGGCCUAGUGGGCGUGGCUGCUGUUGCUGUAGUGUUUUAUGACAUCAGAUCCAGAGGAGCUGAGCAGAAGAGAAAGACACAGCCUUAAUUAUUGGCUUCAUGGCAUCCAAAGAAGAAACAAAUGUUAAAAUCUUUUUAGAAACACAGAAAGCAUGUCAUGGGUCAUGUUGUUUCUGCUGAAAACAAAACACUGUUAAAGAGCUCUGCAGGAAAUGGCAAACAUUUCAGUUUAAAAUUAUAGCCCUAAAUGGCAAUCAAACAGAAAAUCGUACAAUGGCCAAAGACGCACACUGAAAAAAUGUCUAAAUGUUAUUUGACUCAGUUCUUCACCUUAAGUCCUGUUCAGACUGGAGCUUUCCUUGAUGUUAAAGAAGAAUUGGGUUUCACAGAAGAACUUUGUGAUUUUAGUGCUAUGUGAAUCGGGACGUCUGCUUUUCCUCACACAACCUCUGCAAAAAUUAUGAAGCAAAUUACUCACUGUUUUUCAGCUAAAUCCGCUGUCCUCUGAGAAAUCUACACCUGUCCAGAUAGGAGUGUCUAUGACUGCGCUAUAGUAUUUUUUAUUUAUUUUAUUUGUCAUUUAGAUUUUUUUGUUUUCAUUCGUUUUCACUAUAUGACUUCUAGUUUGAGUUUAGUUUGAGUUUUUUCAAUGUUUUCUAGUUUCAGUUUUUAUUUUAGUUUGAGUAUUUUUGGACUAAAUGUUUUUUCAGGGUUACUCAGUUUGACCUGAACAAAAUGUGCCUUUUCAAUAAAGGUCAAAAUAUCUGAUAUGUUUUUUAAGAAGUCACACAGUCAUGAGGGUCCAAAGGGUCUCUUUUUUUUUUUUUUUUUAUGAUUUUUAUAUUUUUUUCUGAUAUGACAGCAGAAUGGGUACCUUCAUUGUUGGUUACACCACCUGACUUUGUCCACCUGAUUUGGAUAUAUAUAUAUAUACUAUUUAUUUUUACUAGACUUCUUAUAUCAAUAUUUCUUUGUUCAAGAAUUUAAGCUUUUCAUUAGACUAUUUUGAACACUGAAAUUGAAAGCAUUUUUAUUAAAAUAAAGGUGUAUUCAAGUAAUUGUAAUUUUGUGUGAACUGUAUUUUCUUAUGUACUUUUUAAUAACUUUCAUCAUUUGAAGUUUAGCAAUGUUACAUUUCUGGCACUUUCAUGCCUUAUGAAGGCCAC
This is a messenger RNA of Myxocyprinus asiaticus (Chinese sucker), 1929 nucleotides long. RefSeq lists its product as uncharacterized. NCBI's taxonomy places the organism in Eukaryota, Metazoa, Chordata, Actinopteri, Cypriniformes, Catostomidae. The record is from RefSeq and is a predicted model, not a curated record. The transcript is spliced from 4 exons. The coding region runs from base 33 to 851 and encodes 272 amino acids.